Messenger RNA from Pyricularia grisea, 864 nucleotides. RefSeq lists its product as uncharacterized. The coding region runs from base 1 to 864 and encodes 287 amino acids. The record is from RefSeq and is a predicted model, not a curated record. Lineage: Eukaryota; Fungi; Ascomycota; Sordariomycetes; Magnaporthales; Pyriculariaceae. The transcript has 3 exons.
AUGAAAUCCUUCAUCAUCGCCUCUGGAGCAGCACUCCUAUGCGCUGUGUCGGGUGCAGCAGUUGGAACGCCAGUAUUGGAGGCUCGUGCCGCUACGACGUCAACGUCGUCAGCAUGGGCCGUAGAGAGGCCCUCUGAGAGGCCUGUCGCCAAUGACCCCCGUGUACAGGGCUGCUUCUCAUCCGCUGGAGACCUCACAUUUAUCCAGACUGUCGAGUUCAACUCAAGAGACUCAUGCCCCAAGGCUAUUUGUAUGAACAAGCUGGGGAAGAACGUCGGUGGAACGAUCAGGGGAAAUGAAUGUUGGUGCGGUGACAAAUACCCGCCAAAGUCAUCACUCGUCGAUGACAAGGAGUGCGACGCUGCCUGCACGGGCUAUGGCCAGGAAGCUUGUGGAGGAGACAAGGUUUGGACCAUUUACAACACGGGCAAGCAGGCCUACGGAGUUGACUCUAUGCCCGACGAAACCAAGAACAACACCCAAACAACAGACGCACCGAAGGCUGUCGCCACCAGUGCUACUCCGUCUUCGACUCCCUCAACAGCUCCACAAAGCAGCGGCGGAAGCAACACGGCUGGCAUUGCUGCAGGUGUCGUUGUCGGUGUUGUUGCCCUGGCGGCCAUUGCUGGCGGUGCUUGGUUCCUCUACCGCAAGCGUCGCAACCAGGCACUCGAGGAGGAGCAUCGCCGCAACGCUGCUGUGAAUGCUUUCAUCCACGGCAACAAGCCGCCAAGCAGCAGCGGAGGCGUCUCGCUCACAGACUCGAGAAUGGAUCCUCAGAUGGCGCAAAGAAGGAUGAGCGACGGCAGUAUCGCAGACAACCAAGACUACUCGAGGAGAAUCCUUAGGGUCACCAAUGCUUGA